UCUCUCCCCUCUCUAAACCUGCAAUAAACUCUCUCUCUCUCUCUCCCCUCUCUCUCUCUCUCUAAGAACAAUCCGACCCAUUUCGAAUCAAUUCUGCAAACAUCUAUUGCUAUAAAUCAUUUACACACAACAGUCACCAACUGUAUGAAUAAUAAUAAUAUCUUUAGCUUUCUAUAAAAAUCGGCAUGGGUUGUUUCCCUUGUGCCGGUGGAGACUCUUCAACCAAAAAAUCAUCCAAGAACAAGCGAAUCGAAAACACCCACAACGAUCAAUCGAACACAAAAGCUUCUGAUACAAUAAAAGUCGAACAACGUAAUGAAGUGAAGAAGGAAAAUGCACCAAAUGUUAUACAAACAUCGGUUUCCAAUGAAGUUGUCGAGAAGAAUAAGCCCUCUCCAGAGCAAAGUUCUAGUCCUAUGAACAAAGCGAGAACGUUUACAUACGCGCAAUUAGUGAAGGCAACCGAUAAUUUCAAAGGGGCUUAUUUCUUGGGUGAGGGUGGAUUUGGCAAAGUUUAUAAAGGAAAAUUGGAAGAUUCUGAUCAGAUUGUGGCUAUAAAACAACUGGAUCCAGACGGGUUGCAAGGGAUUCGGGAAUUUGUCGUUGAAGUUUUGACGUUAGGCCUGGCAGAUCAUCCGAAUCUUGUGAAGUUAAUCGGUUAUUGUGCCGAAGGAGAACAACGAUUAUUGGUCUAUGAGUAUAUGCCGUUAGGUUCUUUAGAAGACCAUUUACAUGGUUAUCGGGCCAACAGUAAACGGCUCGAUUGGAACACGAGGAUGAAAAUAGCAGCCGGUGCAGCAAGAGGGUUAGAGUAUUUGCACGAUAAAAUGAACCCACCGGUCAUAUAUCGGGACUUGAAGGGUUCAAAUAUUUUGUUAGGUGAGGAUUAUCAUGCCAAAUUAUCAGAUUUCGGGUUGGCAAAAGUGGGCCCACUUGGAGAUAAAACUCAUGUUUCCACUCGAGUUAUGGGCACUUACGGGUAUUGUGCGCCUGAUUAUGCAAUGACGGGUCAACUCACUUUCAAAUCGGAUAUAUAUAGCUUUGGGGUGGUGCUGUUGGAGCUCAUUACGGGUCGAAAAGCAAUUGAUAAUACAAGAUCUGCAGCAGAGCAAAAUCUUGUUGCGUGGGCGCGACCGUUGUUUAAAGAUAGACGAAAAUUUUGGCAAAUGGCGGACCCGGUGCUAGAAGGUGAGUAUCCGGUACGAGGAUUAUAUCAAGCACUAGCAAUUGCUGCAAUGUGUGUUCAAGAACAACCAAAUAUGAGACCACUAAUUGCUGAUGUGGUUACUGCUCUCAACUAUCUUGCUUCACAAAAAUAUGAUCCCUCGGUUAACCCUGUUCAAACGUCUAGAAGGUCUUCUCAUCGUCAACAACGAUCAGUUGAUGAAAAGAAACCCGACACGUGAAGAUGGGAGGGUAGUUUUGUCUUUUGUGUUUUGUUUAUACGAAAAGGGCGUUCGGGUUUUUUAGCAUCGAAACGAAAUGGUAACGAAACUGUUGACAUUGUUUUGUUGGUGUAGGAUAGAAAAGGUUUAAAGGAAUAAUGAUACCAUCCAUAUAUAUGAUAUAUAAUAUAUAUAUAUUUUUUUUUCUGUUAAAUAAAAUAUUACAAAAUUUAAGA
Molecule: messenger RNA, 1621 nt
Organism: Helianthus annuus (common sunflower)
Lineage: Eukaryota; Viridiplantae; Streptophyta; Magnoliopsida; Asterales; Asteraceae
Product: probable serine/threonine-protein kinase PBL7
Exons: 5
Coding region: 186-1406 (406 amino acids)
Biological process (GO): protein phosphorylation
Molecular function (GO): ATP binding; protein kinase activity
Source: RefSeq, a predicted model, not a curated record